UAUGUUAUGUGCUUUGUGCUGUAAAUGUGUUUAGUGUUGCAAUAAAAAAAAGAAAGUUGAUCCCUGUAUCCUUAAAGCAGGCAAAAGAGAGAACAGAAAGCUUAUCAGGCUAUUGCUUGGACGGCUGCCCAGACUGAGCAAAGGUGAUAGCCAUGACCACAGGCAAAGGGGGGGUCACCAGCAGAAAAGGAGGUUUUUUGGAUGUGUUACGAAACAUAUGUGAUUCUUGUAACCUAAACCUGAAGGAGUCAGCGUGACUUGCAAUUGUCAUGUAAGUUCAUGUUUAUUAUUUUAGAAACCUAUACUGACCUUUGAAAUAAUAGUAUAUCCCUUAUUAGGUUAGAGAGAGGUGGAAUGAAGCAAGCCCCAGGCAAGGAGGAGCUCUAGAGAGUAUAAAAGGGAUUUUCUGAGCUCUGUAGUCAUUCCGUCUCCAUAGACCCGAAACAAAUGCUGUUGAGAUAGAGAACUGUGUGGGUGAGAACUGGACCCCUUCUGGCCUUGAGAAAAAGUUCAGUGCACAGUGCCACCUGUCUGAACAUGAUGUGGCUGACUCUUUUCUACAGCUGUACGGGUGUAGCAGCUCUUCUGUAUAUUCUGUACAGAUGGGUGAUCCCAACUGCUGUGCAGCAUCACGGAGGACUGGCGCUGAUUUGGCAUGUUAUCAUUGUGGAGUGGAUAAUGGACACACUGACCCAGUCCACCCGUCCUCAGCGGAUCCUGAGUGCAGUACAGAAGAACGCCACUAGAGGGGACCCUCGCAGCGUGAUCAGAGCCAUAGAUCAAUUCUGCAGCCAGAAGGAGUGGGCCAUGAAUGUGGGGAAUGAGAAAGGCUGUAUUCUUGACUCAGUGGUGUCUGAGGUAAACCCAGCCACUGUUUUGGAGCUGGGAACCUACUGUGGCUACUCCACGGUGCGCAUCGCCAGCCUGCUUCCCCCUUAUGCCAAGUUCAUCACUCUUGAAUUCAACCCAGACUUUGCUGCAGUUGCUCGUCAAGUCAUUGCGUGGGCAGGACUAGAGGACAAGGUGCAGUUAGUGGAAGGAGCAUCUAGUGACUGGAUUCCCAAAAUAAAGGAACAGUUUGGGAUUAAAACCUUUGAUUUGGUUUUCCUGGAUCACUGGAAGGAACACUACCUUUCUGACACAAAACUGAUGGAGGAGUGUGGCCUGCUCAGAAAAGGCAGUGUCCUACUAGCGGACAAUGUCAUCUGCCCUGGAGCUCCUGACUAUGUGGAGUAUGUGCGUAGCAGCCCUCGAUAUAAAAGCCACUACUUCAGGUCACACCUGGAGUACACCAAGGCAGAGGAUGGCUUGGAGAAAUCUGUCUUCUUAGAGUAGAUUUUUUUUUUUUUUUUACCAGAAAGUGUCAUGUCCUAGCAGACCUCAGACCAGACUUAAAAUCAGUGUCUCUUUUCAAGCUUGUUAACUUCAAAUUAAAAGUAAUACAUACCUGUAAAGUGAAAACCAAUACUUGAGUUGUGUGCUUUAUGGUAACACCAUAGCCUACUUGAUGCACUCUGUCUGUACUGCUACGUUAGGCUGCAGUAGUGAUGCUAUGUUCAAGCAUCUCAUUGACAGAUGAUGACCUGCAAGCUGAUCUGGAGGCUGCUUUUCCCAGCGCAUCAACUCAAACCAAUAAUAAAUCUAAACCAGCUGCAUUCUGUGGUGCACAAAUCAGUUUUCUGCUCUGCUAUUUUCCACCAUUGUGCCAGGUGUGUGUGUGUGCAUGUGAGAGAAAGAGAGAGAAAGUGUGUGUGUCAGUGAGUGAUUAAAUGCUGCUCAUCUAAUCUCUGAGUGACAGAGUUCCAUCAUACUGCAGGGGGAGGGGGUUCUUCAUUUGGAUGAGCUGUAUGAAAAAGGGGCCAAUCCACCUAGUGCUUUCUUCACUAGAGCCUGCAUGAUAAUCCCAAUCUGUGGCCAUUAGUG
Molecule: messenger RNA, 1923 nt
Organism: Monopterus albus (swamp eel)
Lineage: Eukaryota; Metazoa; Chordata; Actinopteri; Synbranchiformes; Synbranchidae
Gene: comtb
Product: catechol-O-methyltransferase b
Exons: 7
Coding region: 538-1335 (265 amino acids)
Biological process (GO): catecholamine catabolic process; dopamine metabolic process; developmental process
Molecular function (GO): catechol O-methyltransferase activity
Source: RefSeq, a predicted model, not a curated record